GAAAAGUCCAAAUAUCUGAUCAGUGGAUUGUUAUAUGAACACGGGGCCCUGAGUAUGGAUGGGAGCGUGUGACACAUCAGGGGACAAUAGCACUUGUUAUCUAAUAGAGCUGACCCAGCCGAUCACAGAGCCUGCAGAGAUGAACUAUACAACAGAGAUGAACUAUACAACAGAGAUGAACUAUACAAUGGCAGCUACGGAUGAAAACGCAACAUUUCCCAGCACAGAUCACACACUGCUCCCAUCAACAUUUCCAAACUUCACAAACCUACAUCCGUUGGACAUUGGCAGCGAGCGUCAGUUGAGAGUUUCAGAUAACUCCUCUGUAAUCGCUGCACAAAUUUUUCUUACUACUGCUGCUUGUAAAGGGAUCUCUGGAGUUUUUGUAUGGUCCGCUCUUCUGCUCACCUGUCACCAGAUCUAUCUUCAUCUGAGAAAUUACACUGUCCCCAACGAGCAGCGCUAUAUUAUCCGCAUCCUGUUUAUUGUUCCAAUAUAUUCAUUUGACUCCUGGCUUAGUUUGUUACUCAUUGGCAAUGAUCAGUACUAUGUGUAUUUUGACUCUGUCAGAGACUGCUAUGAAGCUUUUGUCAUAUAUAGUUUCCUCAGUCUUUGCUUUGAAUACCUUGGUGGAGAGAGUGCGAUAAUGACAGAGAUCCGAGGGAAGCCCAUAAGGUCUAGCUGCUUUUAUGGAACUUGCUGUCUGCAGGGAAUAUCUUACUCUAUUGGUUUUCUACGGUUCUGCAAACAGGCUACUCUCCAGUUCUGUAUCGUCAAACCAAUCAUGGCCGUCGUCACGAUUAUCCUGCAGGCUUUUGGGAAAUACCGCGAUGGGGACUUUAAUGUUCAGACUGGGUAUCUGUACAUUACCAUCAUCUACAAUUUCUCAGUCAGUCUGGCGCUCUAUGCGCUUUUUCUCUUUUAUUUUGCUACCAAAGAAUUGCUCCGUCCAUUUGAACCUGUUUUAAAGUUUCUCACCAUCAAAGCAGUGAUCUUUUUGUCGUUCUGGCAAGGGAUGCUUCUAGCUAUACUGGAGCGAUAUGGUGUAAUUCCUGAAGCUCAAAACAUCAAUAACAGCAUGGUUGGUGCUGGGACGGUGGCAGCGGGUUACCAGAACUUUAUCAUCUGCAUUGAGAUGCUAUUUGCUGCCAUUGCUUUGCGCUACGCAUUCACAUGCCAGGUUUACCGGGAGAAGAAGGAAAACUCAACAGCUGCAAGUGUUGCGCCAAUGCAGAGCAUAUCCAGCGGCUUGAAGGAAACCAUGAGCCCCCAUGAUAUUGUUCAAGAUGCCAUCCACAACUUCUCGCCUACAUACCAGCAAUACACCCAACAAUCUAUGCAGGAUGCUGAGCAAAAAACGCAAGGACAGAAUGGACAAUCCACUGCCAAAGCCAGCAACGGGCACACCAGCAAGAAAAAGAAACAGAAUGAAAAAAUGAUGCUGAUUAUAUCAGAUGAUGAAAUUUAAUCAUUACUAAAUCACAUCAAGGAUACAAACAAUAUAAUUAGUUUGUGGUUUUAAACAAUGGGGAAGGACUGUCUUUGUUUACAUGUUUAAAAUCCGAAUGGAUUCUUAAUAGGAAGCGCGGAUCAAUGGUUUUGAUCUAUGCAGUAACUGCUGCGGAUAAAUAUCCACGGUAACAAGAUUCUAAGUGUUCUUUAGCCAAAGGUGAUCAUGGACUUGGAUCACAAAUAAUUUAUUUCAAAAUAUGUAUAUAGAUUAUACAAUCUGUUAAUAUAAA
Bombina bombina (fire-bellied toad) is the source of this 1742-nucleotide messenger RNA. It is a transcript of the gene TMEM184A, whose product is annotated as transmembrane protein 184A. Bases 59 to 1468 code for a protein of 469 amino acids. Gene Ontology annotation, molecular function: transporter activity. Gene Ontology annotation, biological process: transport. Gene Ontology annotation, cellular component: early endosome membrane. The record is from RefSeq and is a predicted model, not a curated record. NCBI's taxonomy places the organism in Eukaryota, Metazoa, Chordata, Amphibia, Anura, Bombinatoridae. The transcript is spliced from 9 exons.